GGCGGGGCUCUGCCUGCCUUCCGCUCCGCCGCCGUUCCGGGCGUCACUUCCGGCUGCGCACCGAGGCCCGCGAGGAUGAUUCCGCCGGUGCAGGUCUCGCCGCUCAUCAAGUUCACCCGGUACUCGGCCCUGCUGGUGGGGAUGAUCUACGGCAAGAAGCGAUAUGACUACCUAAAACCGAUUGCUGAAGAGGAGAAGAGAAUAGAGGCAGAGGAGAAGAAGAAACGCGAAGAACUUGAGCGGAUCGCGAAAGAGCUUGCAGAAGCAAGUGAAGACUCCAUAUUGAAAUGAAGAAAAGAUUGGAUCUAAAUUUCACCCAAGAAAAUACAUAACUGUGCUCUGAACUGUUCAGUGGUUAGGGGAUUCUUCAUGCUGUUCUAUCAAUAAAGUACUUAAAACAUUUCAA
Messenger RNA from Pogoniulus pusillus (Red-fronted tinkerbird), 406 nucleotides. RefSeq names its product ATP synthase membrane subunit e (gene ATP5ME). Gene Ontology annotation, biological process: proton motive force-driven ATP synthesis. Bases 76 to 291 code for a protein of 71 amino acids. Gene Ontology annotation, molecular function: proton transmembrane transporter activity. The record is from RefSeq and is a predicted model, not a curated record. Lineage: Eukaryota; Metazoa; Chordata; Aves; Piciformes; Lybiidae. The transcript has 4 exons.